Molecule: messenger RNA, 2753 nt
Organism: Magnolia sinica
Lineage: Eukaryota; Viridiplantae; Streptophyta; Magnoliopsida; Magnoliales; Magnoliaceae
Product: 65-kDa microtubule-associated protein 3-like
Exons: 13
Coding region: 257-2572 (771 amino acids)
Biological process (GO): microtubule cytoskeleton organization
Cellular component (GO): spindle; cytoplasm
Molecular function (GO): microtubule binding
Source: RefSeq, a predicted model, not a curated record
UCUUUCCCAUUUGAAAUUCAAAUCCUCUCGAAACCCCCAAAACCCUUUCAUCAUUAAAAGACAAACCCUUAAAAAAAAAGGCUCCUCUCCCUCUCUCAACGUUCGAUCUCUCUCUCUCUCUCUCUCUCAAGAACAAUCGAUUUCGACGAAAUCUCCGUCGCUGUUCGAAUCUCUGAAUUUCCUCACUACAUCAGAAUACCAAUAGAGAUAUCCGAACCAGAUUGCUCGAUCAGGCAGAGAAAGCUGUUCCUUCAAUAUGUCUAAUCUUCCUAGCGACCAGCUUGUGCAAAUGGAGACGACUUGUGGAUCUCUUCUCUACGAACUUCAGAUAAUAUGGGAUGAAGUGGGAGAGUCAGAUACCGAUAGGGACAAAAUGCUACUUGAACUAGAACAAGAGUGCCUAGAAGUAUACAGAAGGAAGGUUGACCUGGCAAACCGUUCCAGAGCUCAGCUACGGCAAGCAAUUGCUGAUUCUGAAGCAGAACUUGCAGCCAUUUGCUCUGCAAUGGGUGAGCGACCGGUGCAUAUCAGGCAGUCGGAUCAGAACAUGGGAAGCUUGAAGGAGGAGCUCAAGGCCACUGUUCCACAACUUGAGGAGAUGAGAAAGAGAAAACUUGAUAGAUUGAAUCAAUUUCUUGAGGUUUUGGAGCAAAUAAAGAAGACUUCGACGGAGAUUUAUGGUCCCGGAGACUAUAAUUCAUCUAAAAUUUUUGUGGAUGAAACUGAUUUGUCCACAAAAAAGCUCGAAGAAUUACACAUACAGCUUCAGGCACUCCAAAAAGAGAAGAGUGAUCGCUUGAAGCUGGUGUUGGACCACCUAAAUACAUUAAACAUGCUAUGUUUGGUCCUUGGUAUGGAUUUCAAGCAUACAGUUGAUGAGGUUCAUCCCAGUUUAGAUGAUUCUGAAGGAUCAAAGAACAUCAAUAAUGAUACAAUUGAAAGGUUGGCUGCUGCUAUACAGAAACUGCGAGAGGUUAAGAUAGAAAGAAUGCAGAGGCUUCAAGAUCUUGCAACUACUAUGUUGGAGCUUUGGAAUUUGAUGGAUACACCUGUUGAGGAGCAGCAGAUGUUUCAGAAUGUUACGUGUAACAUAGCUGCAUCAGAACAUGAAAUAACCGAGCCAGGCAUUCUCUCUGCAGACUUCAUUAACUACGUAGAGACGGAAGUUUCAAGGCUGGAAGAGCUGAAGGCAAGCAAGAUGAAAGAGCUUGUCUUGAAGAAGAGGUCAGAGCUUGAGGAGAUUUGCAGGCGGAUGCACAUGGUAGCAGAACCAGAGAGUGCUAUGGAGUAUGCAAUUGAAGCUAUUGAGUCUGGAGCGAUGGACCCCUCAUGCAUCUUGGGACAAAUUGAGGCUCAAAUUGCAAAGGUGAAAGAAGAAGCUUUUAGCAGAAAAGAGAUUCUGGAGAAGGUUGAGAAAUGGUUGGCUGCAUGCGAGGAGGAGAGCUGGCUGGAGGAGUACAACAGGGAUGACAACCGUUACAACGCUGGAAGAGGUGCACAUCUUACACUGAAACGUGCAGAAAAAGCUCGUUCUGUAGUUUCCAAACUACCAGCAAUGGUGGAGGCAUUGGCAUCCAAGACCAAAGCAUGGGAGAGAGAAAGAGGCAUGGAGUUCACAUAUGAUGGUAUUCGCCUUCUUUCUAUGCUUGAAGAAUACAGUAUACUACGACAGGAGAAAGAGCAAGAACAGCGGAGGCAGAGGGAUCAAAAGAGACUUCAGGGGCAGCUAAUAGCGGAGCAGGAAGCACUGUUUGGAUCAAAGCCAAGCCCUUCGAAGACCCCGAGCGUGAAAAAACUUCCUAGAACUUCUACUGGAAGCGCAAAUAGAAGAUUGUCUCUUGGUGGGGCGAUGCUACCAAAACCUGACUUCCAUUCCACGAAACAUGCUAAUGGUUCAACAGCGACUGCAGCUGCAUCGCGUCCAACCAAAAAGGGAGAUCGCUUGCUGCGAAAUGAUUCUGUGAACCACCACCAGCAUGAUGACAGUUUUGCGGCUUUAUCUGCUGGUAGGAGAGGGUUGGAUGUUGCUGGCCUUCCAGUAAAAAAGCACUCAUUCGACUCCUUGAGUGCAGGCGAAACCGAAGUGCCCACGCAGCUGCGGAAACCGUUCUCUCCUGUCACUGCACUACCCUCCAAGGUCAAUACAACACAUUUCCUAGACCCGAACAAUUUGCCCAAUGGGACUUCACUAAAAGUGGGUUCAGUUAACAACACGCCACUGACCACACCCUCCAAGCCCAAUGCAACAAGUUUUCUAGAAGAUCUGAACAACCCAUACAAUGGGGCCUCUCUGAAAGCUUUUCCAGUUGAAAAUGUACCAUAUAGCACACCCCCCAAGCGGACCUCUGUCACUGAUGAAGAGAAUAGGACCCCCAAGGCAAUGCCAAUCCCGACACCGUCAACUCCUUUGACAGUUUCCGUUCCCAUGCAGACAGCACAAACACCUGCUCCAGCUGCAGUUCUUUUGGGGACCACGGUGCGACAAGAGCUGGAGGAGAUUGAAUACUCCUUUGAGGAGAGGAGAGCUGGCUUCAUUGUUCCGAAAGCACAUUUGGCAUCUGUCCAUGUUUGAGAAAUUGGACUUGCAACUGUUUUCUAUGAUAUAUAAGCCAAUUCUAAUUGGCUUUUCAUGUACAAUCAAUCCCCUAAGGGCAGACAAUCACCUUCCAUGAGUGACAUUUGUAAUUGGCUGUUUACAGUGCAUUAUAUUGCCUUAGUUUAUAUCUCGAAGGUAAUGGCACCAAUUAUUUUUC